AUCUGUGAAUAUUAAUACGAUAGUAUGACUAGUAGAAAAAGUUUUAUGUCAAUAUAAUUUUUUAUCAUACAGCGACAAUAACGAUUUAGCUCAAAUUUUACUUCAUGAUAGCAUUGAGUGAUUGCUUCAAUAGUUUGGAUGUCUUUCUUGUGAUUUAUUCUUCCUCGAACAAUCAUGGUGCCAUUAUCUUAUCGGAUAUAAAACUUUUCUUCGGUUUUUUAUGAAUAAUUCAAAAAUGUUUUUCAUUUUAUUUGUUGAUAUUUUGAUAAUAAAAUUAUGUAUUCCGUCUAUUCAUUAAAUAAAGUUUACCCCAAAAGAAUAUUGAAAUAAAGUUAUGCGGGAUGGUCGAAUUCAUUAUUUACCUGCCCUUAUCCUUUAUAUCCUUCUAAAAUUUUUUUUUACAAAUAACAAAUUUGUACGUCAAAGCUAUUGUGUUCCUUAAUUUCUAAGAGGACUACUAUAAAAUAUAAUACUUUGACAGUACAAAUUGAAAAUAAAUAAAGCGUUCGAAACAAAAUAUGUGUUUUAUUAGGUAACAGGACUUUAAUGUUGUGGUUUUUCUCAUCAGUGCCAGCGCAGUUUAUACCAGGACGGACGGGGGCCGGUUUACUUUUACUUAACGGUUUUACAUUUUAUGUGAAAAACCACCAAGCUCAUGGGAAGAAGCAGUGGUACUGUUCCUCUAGAGAUGUUCAUGGUUGUCGUGCUGAUGUCAUCACUUAUAAAGGACUCGACGGGCGUAUUUACUAUCUGCCAUCGCAUAGAACUGGGAGUAUGGUUCUUAUAUUCAAGGACAAUAAGUAUUGGAUAAACAACAGGUAUCAGAACACCAUAAACUGGACGUGCAGAGAUCGCAAACGCCUCGGUUGCAACAGCUGUGUGCAGACAACUGUUGAGGGCCGCUACAUAAAACACAAGGGCUUUCACAAUCACGAGGAUAAUUACACGAAAUAUAACUUCAAUGAUUAACGUGGAAUUUUUUUUUAAGACUUGACAAAUAUUCAUGUAGCGUUUUAGGUAUAGAAAACUAUUUAAAAUUAAAUAUAGUAAUAGUUUUAUGGCCAAAAAAAUUAAUGGCACUAAUCGUAUUUUCUUUUUUGUUCUGUUAGUAUUGCUUCGUGACCAUAGUUCUUUUUUUAAAUUUUAAGUCACAUUUAACUUGCCAGUAUUAGUCCUCCUGUUUAAAUGAUUUUACUUAUAAUAUAAUACUCAUAUAAAUUAGUUUAUAUUUUAAGGUAAAUGAAAGUAAUGUAUUUUAGUUAUUAAUUACCAUCUAUUAUAAUUUAAUCAUGUAGAAACGAAUAUUAUAAUUAAUAAUUAAUUCAAUCGUAUUAAACACACUGAAAUUAUUUGCGGUAGCUCAUUGUAUGUCAUAUAACAAUAUUUGUGCCAAAAUAGAAGUCAAGCAACGGAUUUACUUGCCUGAUUUUUGCACUAAAAACAUAGACGCAUUGAUGAAACUGUUGCGGUAUUUUGACAACAGAUGGCGCUAUCCUUAAAAUAUUAAUAAUCUUACUAGACCUUAAUAAUUUCAUUACGUAUGUGUUUUAUCAUAAAAUACCUUAGCAUCUGAAGUUAAUGGCAGUCUAUUUUUAAAUAGACAACAAUUAUUAAAUAUAUUUAAUACGUUGUGAUCAAAAUAUAUCAACUAGUUUUUAAGCAUUCCUCUAAAAUUGUAUUUAGUUAUUAUUAUUUAUCUCAACAAGAGCUAAGCUUUGUCAUUCCCAUGUUGCUCAAUGUAAUCUUGACUUAGAUAAUAGACUUGUAUUACCUACGUAUGAAUCCUAGUCAAACGACUAUUUAAAAUUUAUUGUGCCAAAUUGUAUGUACUUAAUUUAAUUUUUUUUUUAUAUACGUGUUAAUAUAGACACUUCUUCAAUACAUUAUAGUUAUUUAUAUUGGA
This is a messenger RNA of Danaus plexippus (monarch butterfly), 1903 nucleotides long. RefSeq lists its product as uncharacterized. The record is from RefSeq and is a predicted model, not a curated record. The transcript has 2 exons. Lineage: Eukaryota; Metazoa; Arthropoda; Insecta; Lepidoptera; Nymphalidae. The coding region runs from base 547 to 969 and encodes 140 amino acids.